AGAAAAAAAAAACCGUUCUUUUGUACUGCCCAGCUAUUUUAGUAGGAGAAGUGGUAUUUAUUAUUGGUAGAAUAGAGAGCUUCUGGCUUUGGCUUGUGAAACAGGUGGUCGUUUGUUUUCCGGAAAAGGGAGCGAGUUUUUGUAUUUCUUUUUUAUAAAAUUCCUCCACUUGAGUUCUCAAUCUCACUUUCCUGGAUAAAUCUUCACUGCAGAAGCAGAGUUGGGUUUCUCUACUUCUGGUGUGUAUCCAUUUUUCCUUAUCAUCUACCAGUGCUUUUUUUUUCCCCCUAUCUGUAAGCAUGCAUAUAUUUUAGCCUUAGGCAGUGGUAAAUAUUGUGGGGUUUUCUUGAUUUUAGCUAGUAUGCUUAAAAAAAAGCCGAGCUUUCGAGAUCUGAAACUCAAGCUAUGGCCAAUUCCGGCAUUAAGGAGGGGUGGUUAAAAUUGGAGAUGAAAUUUGAGGUCGGUAUGGGGGGAUUGAUUUGGAAUGAUGAAGAUAAAACUGUGGUGGCGGCUGUUUUGGGGACUAAGGCUUUUGAUUACCUGUUCUCGAGCUCCCUUUCUGCUGAAGGUUCAUUGAUGGCAAUGGGGAAUGAUGAGAAUUUACAGAAUAAGCUUUCAGAUCUCGUGGAACAUCCCAACUCCUCGAAUUUUAGUUGGAAUUAUGCGAUUUUCUGGCAAAUUUCCCGGUCCAAGUCCGGUGACUUGGUCCUAGGAUGGGGAGAUGGGUGUUGUAGAGAGCCUAGGGAAGGGGAGGAGUCCGAAGUUACCCGAAUCCUUAAUCUUCGCCUCGAGGACGAGACUCAACAGAGGAUGAGAAAAAGAGUUCUUCAGAAACUGCACACUUGCUUUGGGGGAAGUGACGAGGAUAGUUAUGCUUUUGGAUUGGAUAGGGUUACUGAUACUGAAAUGUUCUUCCUUGCCUCCAUGUAUUUCUCCUUCCCGCGAGGAGAAGGUGGUCCGGGGAAGUCCUUUGGAUCUGGGAAGCAUUUGUGGGUAUCAGAUGCACUCAAGUCUUCUGCAGAUUAUUGUGUGAGGUCAUUCCUUGCAAAGUCUGCCGGGAUGCAGACUUUAGUUUUGAUUCCAACUGAUGUCGGAGUAGUUGAAUUAGGCUCAGUUAGAUCAAUCCCGGAAAGUCUGGAGCUCAUGCAAUCAGUAAGAUCUUCUUUCUCGUCGUUUUCGUCUUUCAUCAGGGCCAAACAAGCAGCAGCUGUGGUUAUGGGAGCUGACAAGAAAGAUGGUAAUGCGCCUUGUCCGAAUUUGGGCAUUGGAGAGCGGCCAGAUGGGAUUCCUAAGAUAUUCGGGCAAGAUUUGAACCCAGGUAAUCCCCAAUCUCGGGAAAAACUUGCUAUUAGGAAGCCAAAUGAAGAGCACUGGGAUGGUUAUCCUAAUGGAAACAGAAUUGCGUUUCCAAGCCCUCGAAAUGGUAUUCACGGUGCAACGUGGACGACUUUCAGUCACGUAAAGCCAGGGAAUGGCGCAGAACUUUACAGUCCUCAGACACAAACAAGCAAGUUACAAGGACUUGUUAAUGGCUCCGGUGAUGAAUUUCGGCUUGGCAACUUUCAGCAUCAGAAACCAACACAGAUGCAAAUUGACUUCACUGGAGCAACCUCCAGGCCUGUAAUUUCGAGGCCUCUUUGUGUGGACUCUGAACACUCAGAUGUUGAGGCCUCAUGUAAGGAAGACGUUUCAGUUCUAGGCGAUGAAAAGAGGCCUAGGAAGCGAGGCCGAAAGCCUGCCAAUGGUAGAGAAGAGCCCCUUAAUCAUGUAGAGGCAGAGAGGCAGCGGCGAGAAAAGCUGAAUCAACGGUUCUAUGCAUUACGAGCCGUUGUGCCUAAUAUUUCCAAAAUGGACAAAGCUUCCCUAUUGGGAGAUGCCAUUGCUUACAUAACAGAGCUACAAAAGAAGCUCAAGGACAUGGAAUCAGAGAGGGACAAAUUCGGUAGUGCCUCCAGAGAUGCAUUGCCUUCAGAAGCUAGCCCAAGCUCUGACGUUCAAAGCCUAGUUCCUGAGAUUGACAUUCAAGGUGCCCAUGAUAAAGUCAUUGUGAAGGUGAGCUGCCCUUUGGACACCCAUCCUGCAUCCAGAGUCAUCCACGGAUUGAAAGAAGCGGGGGUUAAUGUCAUCGAGUCUAAGCUAGCAGCAGGGAAUGACAAAGUGUUUCACACAUUUGUUGUGAAGCCUCAAGGAUCAGAGCAGUUGACAAAGGACAAGUUGAUAGCAGCAAUUUCGCGCAGCUGCGAAUCGACCUCCUUGCAGGCAUUGUGAUCAGUUGGGUAAAUGAUAGCAUCACAUUUGACAUAGUCAUUAGGUAUAAAAUGUAGUGAGCACCCUUUUGAAAAGCUUCUGCAGAGAUUUUGGUAUACAGCAGUUCAAGCUAGAAAUAGAGAAAUAAUUUAGCUUUUAACUGUGUAGGAUAUUAUUUUCGUUUUUGUGUGUUUGUUUAUAGUAUACAUCGUCUGUGAUAAGUGAAUUUACAAGAUGAAUUAUGUUCUAGAAUGUAUUGGUCCUAUAAAUUAGUUGUUUUUCAA
Messenger RNA from Coffea eugenioides, 2531 nucleotides. RefSeq names its product transcription factor bHLH13. The transcript is spliced from 2 exons. Gene Ontology annotation, biological process: regulation of DNA-templated transcription. Gene Ontology annotation, molecular function: DNA-binding transcription factor activity; protein dimerization activity; transcription cis-regulatory region binding. Lineage: Eukaryota; Viridiplantae; Streptophyta; Magnoliopsida; Gentianales; Rubiaceae. The record is from RefSeq and is a predicted model, not a curated record. Gene Ontology annotation, cellular component: nucleus. Bases 406 to 2268 code for a protein of 620 amino acids.